AUUAACUUAUAUUUUAACUUUUCGAACUUUUUAAUUUGUGUACUUUUAACAAGUUCAAAUCAUUUGUUCUCAAAUCGUGCUUUUAUUUUCAGGAACUUUGACCGGAAGUGCUUUUCCAUGCUAGCUAACUUGCUAGGCUAGCCUUCCUUCAAACAGAGCUCCACCGUCACACAGCUUGUGUGUAGCUACUCGACCUGAUAAACAACUCUACUCCACUCCAAAUAGCUUCAAAAUGUUGUCCUACAUCAUUGGCCUGAUUCGAGGCGGUUUUGACGCAGUCAUCAACCUCAUCUUCAGACUUUUCUUCUCCAAGAAGAGACGUGCCAUCACCUUGGAGGACCCAAGCAUUAAAUAUGCUCUGCGGCUUAUUGACAAACAGAUUGUCAGUCAUGACACAAGGAAGUUCCGCUUUGCGCUGCCUUCUCCUGAACACAUCCUCGGCCUUCCUAUUGGGCAGCACAUUUAUUUGUCUGCUAGAAUAAAUGGGCAGCUGGUUGUGCGCCCGUACACACCGGUGUCCAGCGACGACGACAAAGGCUUUGUGGACUUGGUGGUGAAGGUAUACUUUAAAGACACUCAUCCUAAAUUCCCAGAAGGAGGAAAGAUGAGUCAAUAUUUGGAGAGCCUUAAGAUCAAUGACACUAUUGACUUCAGAGGGCCCAGUGGGCUCCUUGUUUACAAAGGAAAAGGUAUUUUUGAAAUUCAGCCUGAGAAAAAGUCUCCAGCUCUGACCAAAACAGCAAAAUAUUUGGGCAUGAUCGCUGGAGGAACAGGGAUCACACCCAUGCUGCAGCUCAUCACUGCAGUGAUGAAGGAUCCUCAGGACCAAACAGUGUGUCACCUGCUGUUUGCCAACCAGACUGAAAAGGACAUCCUGCUGCGGGAGGAGCUGGAGGAGAUUGUGGUGAACCAUCCAGACCGCUUCAAGCUGUGGUUCACUGUAGACAAAGCACCUGAAGGCUGGGAGUACAGUCAGGGCUUCAUCAGUGAGGACAUGGUGAGACAACACCUGCCCCCUCCCAGUGAUGACACCCUCAUCCUGAUGUGUGGGCCUCCACCAAUGAUCCAGUUCGCCUGCAACCCCAACCUGGACAAAGUGGGCCACUCCUCCAGCCGCAGAUUUGUCUUCUAGACAUCAGAUGUUUGGCUGUUUAAGGGGCUCCAGUUAUUGUUUCAGCCCUGGAAGRAUUAAAGCAGCAGGUAUUGCACAGCGUACGCCAUAUUUAUGAUAUUAUGUGACACAAUCUCAGAGAGGACCAAUUUGAGUGAUGGGAUGUUGUGGAAGGUGGGAUGUUUAGUGUGAAAAUGAGAAAUGUUGAAUAAGCUGUGGCUCCAGUUUGAUGAUGCACUAMAGGAGCUGAGGUUUCUGGCAGGUCUGAGUGCCUUAGCGCUGACAAAGCUUUAUUAUCACUGUUACUGCGCUCGCUUCACUCGUUUAAAAUCACAGAUUUUCUUCUGUGGCUGUAUGAAGUUGUUUACAAUAAAAUUAAAGUGUUAUUGAAAUUAAA
This is a messenger RNA of Austrofundulus limnaeus, 1508 nucleotides long. RefSeq names its product NADH-cytochrome b5 reductase 3. Gene Ontology annotation, molecular function: oxidoreductase activity; FAD binding. The coding region runs from base 233 to 1132 and encodes 299 amino acids. Gene Ontology annotation, cellular component: mitochondrion. The record is from RefSeq and is a predicted model, not a curated record. Lineage: Eukaryota; Metazoa; Chordata; Actinopteri; Cyprinodontiformes; Rivulidae. The transcript has 9 exons.